UGGGGAAGUGAUACUUGGCAUGUACGCUUAUGUUUCACAAGCAAUAAAGCGCUUGGCGUCGGCGCAAUUGAGGAUGGACCCUGACGCCUGACGGAGACUCAUUAUCGGUUUUUGCCAUCGCAACCAUAAUUACACUUCCCAGGACACAGGGCCUCGCGCCUGACGCUCUCGCUUCGGGGGGUCUUCAAAUGUCGCCCGCGACCCUCGAACAGCAGGCUUUGCGGGGCAGCCAUCCUGUGCGCCGUGCGGAUAUACUUCUUGGACUAUUUGCACUGGUGGUCGGGCUCCUUGUGGCUAAGAAAAGCGAGCAGACAUGGACGGGUGCAGCAGCUUCGCUGUUAAGUCUGAGCCACUGGAAUACUCUGGUCACGUACGCAUGGUUUCUUCGACUACUUUCGGCGCUCACGCUCCCGGACUCGAUUCACUGGGGCAUCGCAGCGCCCUUCGCGGUAUACGUAUCGCGCACGCUGCCCCAAGCGUACCUCCUCAUGCUGGGCUCCAGACAUCAGCUUUCACCUGCUGUGGACGAAGUCGUCCUCCAACGGCACUGGCCCGGCGCGCUCUUCUGCUUCCUUUCACUCCGGCACACAAGUGCCGCGAUGGAGGUGGCGACGCUGGUGUUCAGUCUGGUGGCCAACUGCAUUCUCUGCGGCUGGUACAGCAACCCAGCCACCCAACUCAACCCGCUGCGUGGGAUCAGCAAGGUUUGGCCAAUGAUUCAGUCCGUUCUGAUCGGCAUCACCACGAUAAUGCUACACGAGAAGUCACGGCGCCAGAGGCAACCGCGGCCGCUGCCCCACGCCCGGGAGCGGCAGCCUCAAGAGACUUGCGGGGCGGCAGCGGAGCCGGCCGCGCGUGACCCCUGCGAGGCGUCCGGUCAUGGCAGCAAGGACGCCGGCGCGCUCCUGGUGCCGGCGGGCUUGCGGCGGAGGGCGGCGGCAGGAGCAGGACUGGGUGUGGGCGGACCUGGCACGGCGGGUUUGCACGCCACGGUUUGUGACGGGGCGCAGGCUGAGGAGCCAAGCCCUCUGGCCGUCGGAGCCGCAGCUGCAACUGCUGUUCCGGCAGCCCCCCGCCCCGACCCCGAGACAGGUUCAGCGCCACAGCCGCAGUCGCAGCAGCCGCUGCAGCCCCUGCUGGGCGGCAGUGCAGAUCCCAACUGUACAGACAAGCUGCGUCAGCCUCCGCCGCAACAGCUGCCGCAGCAGCAGCAGCAGCAGCAGGCCGCCGCCGUGCCAGCUGCAGCAGGGGUGCCGCCGCCUGCUGCGCUGGCCGCUCUGCUGCCCGGGCGGCCGCCGCCGUACCGCCGCUUCGUACGGCACACCACGCACUUUGUCAAGGUGGACGGCGUGGAGCCUGAGGACCUGCCUCCCGAGUGGCGGGAGAGGCUGGUGGAGGCAGCGGCGCGGGAGGGGCGGGUGGUUACCGGCGUCUACAUGCGGCGAGGCUGUGUGGAGCUGGUGGUUGAGUUUGUGCAGCUGCAGCUGCCAGGAGCGCAGGCGUGGGCUGGCGGCGCUCGAGGAGGCCCCGGCGGACUGGAAUGGUGGGCAGCAGGACCUGCAGGCUGCAGCUCCGGCCAGGGUAGCGAGUUCGCGGCAGCCGUGCAAGGUGUGUUGGCGCCAGUCAUUCUGGACCUCUUGCAGUCGCAGCAGCUGCUGAGGUUGCCGCACUCGCUGCUGCCUCAGCCGGAUUCGGAGCCCCGGGCCCGGGCGCGAGAUCAGAGGGAGGAAGCCGUGGUAGCGGCGGGGGCUGCCGCACACGGGCUGGGCUCGGCCGCGGCGGCUCCAGCAGCGCAGGCCCCGUUUCUGGCGGCCUCCACCUCAUUCCACGGAUCCGUUGCUGGAGCGGCAUGCUGGGUGACGCCAGGUGGCCAGACGGCGGCAGCAACUCCGCUUGGCACUGCGCUGCCGCCGCGCUUCCUGUCUCUGCACCCGCGCGUGGCAUUGCUACCGCCACCGCCUCAGCAGCCCCUUGCAGCUCGGGAGCAGCAGGCUCCGGCGGCGCGGCUGUUGCUGCUGACUCUAGACCUCUGGUUUCCGCCGUCAUCUGCUGGGGCCGGCGCAGACGGCGGCGUCGUAAGUGGGGCAGGCGAAGAGGUAUUGCUGCGGCACCGCGACCGCUACCUGCCUGUGACCGUGCGCCGGCUGCCUCUGCGCUGCGGCCCGGGCGCUAGGAGGGCUGUGAUGCGAGCGAUGGCGGUGGCAGGGGUAACAGCAAGCCCCAGCGAAGGCUGCGUGGAACGCUACGAGGUGGAUGUGAGGCUGGGCGGCGGCGAGUCGGCUGAUGCCGUGCUGGAGCCGGGGCUGCUACAGGUGGACGUGCGCUGGGGUGGCCUUCCGUACAUGUCCCUGCCUGUGCUGCUGCUGCCGUCAGCCGCCGCAGCAGGCGGAGGCGCAGCAGUGGCGGCUGUCGCAGCCGGUCCGGCGGCGGCGGACCUGGCGGCGGUGGGCGAGGAGCUCCAGCGCUUCUGCCGCUGGUUUGGCCGCCGCGGAGAGGCCGCCGUCACCUACCGGGCAGCAACAAUGGCGGCGGCGCACGGCAGCGGCGGCGGCGGCGGCUCUGUCUUUGUUCCGGGUGGUGUUGAGAUUGAGCACCAGGAUGCUGACGUGGAUGAGGAUGGUGCCGGCGGCCUACUGCAUGACGUGGGGUUCGUGCUCUAUGGCGAUGACAGGAUCGGGCCGCGCGAUAGCGGCAGCAGCAGUGGAGGAAGCAGUGGCGGCGGCGACUCAGCGUCCGGCACGGCAGCAGGCGGCAUCUCGCGCGCACACCUGCUGGCGCAGCGCUUGGCUGGCAGGGUGGUGUUGGCGCGAGAGGUUCUGCAGUAUGCGGACGCCAACGCCAUGCCGCACCUGGCAGGUCUGGUGGCUGGGCAGCUGGUCACACUGCAGGAGAAGCUGGCGGCGGCGGGCGGCGGCGGCGGCAGUCUCAGCAGCAGCGGCCUCGGCAGUCAAGCCGCGGUCGGGAGUGCUGGCGCCAGCAGCGAUGGAGCCAGCUCCGAGCCUCCGCCGACGCCGUCACUGCUGCGCUCCCCGCCGGUGGCACCUGGAGCGGCGGCGGCUGUCCCCUCCCUAGCCUGGCGCACUCUACUGCUGUUUGUGGGCUCGUCGCAGCAGGAGAAUGUGGAGGCGGCGGCUGUGUGCGAGGCCUGGAAAGCCUGGAACCUGCGCAACGCGCCGCUCAUCGAGGUUUUGGAGCUGCUAGCGGGCUUAUCGGUGCUUGCACGCUACUACUUCCCUGUCGCCAUCGGCGCCCAAGCCCCCGAGACCUUUGCCGGCACGGUCACCUUCAUCGGGCUUGUGCGCAGCGGUGCCGCUUUGAUUGUGUUCACAGCGCCCCUACUGCUGGUGGCAUGGGUGGUUCUGCCGCUGGUGCUGGCCGUGUUUGGCGUGCCGCGUGAGGGGCGUGAGCGGGCGGCCGCACAGCUGCAGCAGCUGCGGCAGUGGGUACGCGCUGGGCCCGCCAUCUGGCCCGAUAUGCGGCUGUGGUGACCAGCAAGGCCCUGAUGCUGGCGCUGCGUGUGUCGCCGCCGCCCAUGUGGUUGGCCUACUCGGUCGGGCUGGGGAUGGUGGCGGCCGAUGGCUACCGGUGACUAGACGGAAGCUGGGUGCAGCUGCGAGCAGUGGUGCCACGGUUGAUGGCCACUGCAUCACCAUACUCGGGCCUCGAGCUGCCUUCGAGCAGCAGUAGCACCAGCUACAGCGGCAGUGCAAUGCCUCUCGAUGCGCAGACAUGCGGGGCGUCUGGCGAUGCCUUCUGUGCCGUUGGCGCCACUGGGGCCCACGCGUCGUGGGCCCGCACCGCGUAUGCGGCGUGGCUGGCGGUGCGGCUGGAGGCGGUGGCGCUGGCGGCCACGUGGGCGUGCCACGUGUGCCUGCGGCGACUGCCCAUCCCGCCGUCACGUGCGGUGCGCGCCGCCGCUGCCACCUAGUGGUGACAACAUAUCAAUGCGAAGGUUUGAGCACGACCUUUGAAAAAUGCUCUAUGAAGGCACUGCAGUACGAUGAUGCCGCUACCGUAAUUGCUUUGUCACAUGGCUAUGCGAGACUGUAUGGUACCGUGUUACCUUGAUACUUUAUGGAAUGUGCGGGCUGGGUCAUUAAUGUCCUUAGAUUGAUGCAGCAGCAUUAUUGGCGGAGCUCAUUGCGGUACGCCGGUACGGUAUGGGAUAUGCCCAAACAGCAUUACACAGGUCGGAAUGGUUUGUCUUGUGAGGCCAUGUUAACAUUGUGCUGGGAAUGGUGCACCAGAUUGCUUUGACUAAUGGUGGUAAGAUAUUGCUUUUGUCGUGGGCAGCUGUAAUAAGCUGGCAGGUUGGCCCAGCUGGUUUGCCUGGGGUUGGCCCAGCGGUUUAUUAUGCUAAAUGAAUGCUGCGAUUGGGCGCUUGGUCUACGAUGAAGGUGCAAGCUAACAGCUUUUGGAUUGGAGGUGCCGAUGUCAGCUUUCCACACUGCCCGCAAGAGCCACAGUUUAAGCGCUUUGAGCGGCGCCUGCAAUAAUGAGAUGAUGUGCUCUGUGGCCUGCUGCAAGUCUGCUGUGGAACAUGGGGGAAGUCUGGGUAUGCUUGAAUCAUCAGAGGGACAACGGCCUGCAGGCCACAGAUGUAUGGGGAACAUGCCUAUGCGUGCACCUUCCGCGACAAACGGGCUAAAUAAGAAUGGUAAUUGUGGUACGCGUAUGCGCUAUUGAAGUUUCGCAGACUUGGUGCGAGGGCAUUGACUGGGCACUCGGAAUAAUCCCCAUUCGUGUGCUGGCCGUGCCGCGCAGUAAACAGGAAGCGGGCGUGACUGAAACAUGGGCACAGUACAUGGGCACAUAACCAUUCGGGCUUGACUGAAACAUGGGCACAGUACAUGGGCACAGUACCGUGCACAUAUUUCAGUCAAGGAAGGUUGGUACUACGGUAUUGCUGGCUGGUUGAAUGGUUUUGCUGUUACUGAGGAGCGAAGGACUUGCGGGGCUGGGGAGGGAUAUUGAGCCGGCUCGGCCAGACCUUGAUUGAGGGCUAUGUUCUGUAAACGCCAGAUUGGGACGAUACGAGCCGGAGGCGCCUUCGGCACGUGAACAACCGCCGGUUGCUUGCUGGGACCGAUGCAAUAGGUUUCAUUCAUCCAUAUGGUGCUCCUCGUCCCGAAAGCGCACGUUGCCAGACUAGACGGUGCAUGGCGCCGUGUUUAACUGUUGCAUUGCGCUAGUACGAUUACGGUACAGAAGCCGCUGAGGUGACUGUGUGCACGUUAAUGAGCCAUGGCGUGGUGGGUUGCGGUGCAUUAUGCAGGCAGGUGUGGGUCCUGAGGCGCAGUGCGGUCUGGUCAGUGCUGACUGCUGAGCAAUGUCAGCACCACACAGCUCAGUGGGGUGGUGAAGCGCACGGCGGCUCAGAAGUAUGGGUGCUCCGCUCGGCGCACACUACUGUCUGCGUGCGUGCCAGGACGAGGCGUGAUAAUAUAUGAUAAGACAGCUGGCCUUGGUGGGCGCCACUGCCCGCUGGCUCGCAGGUGGGAGGCGGCAGGUGGGUGGCUUCCCUAGGUGACGCUCCUACUCACCCCUGCUCCGACUGGCUGGGCCAUGGCAUCAUGGCAAUAACGGUAGCUUGUAGGCGCUGCAAGUGGCUAGGCCCUAGGGCCCGGGGCUUAGAGCAGGUUCGUGCGCCUUGUGAGCUCGAUCGCUAGUUGUGUCACGUAGUAGCACUUGCAAGGUAGCGGGCAUGCAUUCAUGCAUGUGAAGUCUGGGUAGGCACCAGCUCGAUAGGCCAGGCGACAGGACAUGAAAUUGCCUAAUGGGUGUCGCCAAUGGUUCAUAGCGCUAAGAUAUAUACUGCCCUGCCGCUAGCUGCUACCUGGUGCGACCGCUGCGGCUGUGCGCUAAUGCGGUACUGCAGUGUAACGCGGGCGGCAACGGUCAUGGCUUCUAGAUGUUGUGCGCUCCAUCCGCUGCUGUUUGACGUACCGUGCUGCUACGCAUGAUUCGUGAAACCAGAUUUGAGAUUAUACGAAAUCCGUAGAAGGUGAAAAUGAGGACCGCACCUGGCUGGGCAGUUUCUCGAAUUCUGGUACAGCGAGCCAUGCACACGCGCCGGGCAUGGCUCGGGUGUCUAUGGGCGAUGCUGAGUGUCCGACAGUAUUACCGGUAGGUGUAGACCGGCUGCCGUGCGGUAUCCUCGACAUGCUGUGGCAGGGGCGCUACAGUACUGUGGCCUGGUGGUGCUGGGAGGGUGCUGGAGUGAGUCUGGUGGCGAGGGGGGAGCUUUAUUUCCUGCUGGCAAGGCUGUGGAGGCCAAAUUGCAGCGUUCUAGUCAGGGUUGCAUAGUACGUAGUAUGCGCACUACGUACUGUACGCGUACUACGUAUCAGUACGCUUCUCUGCAAAGUGUACUACGUUGGAGAACACGUUGGACAGG
Molecule: messenger RNA, 6397 nt
Organism: Chlamydomonas reinhardtii
Lineage: Eukaryota; Viridiplantae; Chlorophyta; Chlorophyceae; Chlamydomonadales; Chlamydomonadaceae
Exons: 7
Coding region: 489-3488 (999 amino acids)
Source: RefSeq, a predicted model, not a curated record